UGUGUCGUUCUAGAAACUCCAGUCCUGUUAGCUGAGGCAGAAAUUCAGAAACUUCCCACCUGCAGCUUUUCCCACUUCGACAGGAACUCUUCACCUGCGUCGUGACAAUCUGAAAAACUUCAUUCCGGAAUAUUUCUGAAGAUCUCUCUGGAAUUUUAUCUUCUUAUACAGACUUUUUUUUUUCUCCCCUUCCUUAUUACACCCUGUUUCUUAACAUUCCUAAUUACUGAUCACUGAGCUCUGUGUAAUGAUGUAAAUUCAUGUCUGUGUGCUGGACUGACAGGAAGAGUGGUUAUUUUGGACCGGAUACCAGAGCCCACACCAACACAGGGCUUUGUGGUGAGUCAGCAGCUAAAAUCUGCAACAGGACACUACUACAGAAAGAAGCAGCAAGCUGUACAAGAGACUCUUCCAGUGAAAACACACACACUGUCACAGAUAUCGAUGACAAAAUCCUUGCUGUGCUGCCCAAAGUUUCAGAGUUACGAAAACAUUUUGAAACUGAUAUCACAAGUAAUAAUAAAAUGAAAAGAAAAGAGAGGAUUGCACGGAGGCUGGAGGGUAUAGAGACAGAUGUUCCAUCUGCCCUGGCUACAAAUGUGCAAUACACACCAGGCCUGGUGACCAAUCGGCUGUUGGAGGAGGACACGCCACGGUAUACACGUGCUUCAGAUGCUGAUGAGCCAGUGAGGCGUUACAGUCGUGAUGGGCUGGACAACACAGAGAGGCAAUCAAGAGCGCAGACGCAGCCCAAUUCACAAUUUCCUGUGCAUCCUGAUCAGUCUUCCAAACCUGAAAACCCUGACCCGAACAACCUUAGCUCCAAAGCUGAACGAAUAGCUCGCUACAAAGCCGAGCGCCGGCGCCAGUUAUCAGAACGCUACGGGAUCCUCCUUGACCAGGAGUCUGAUCUAGAUUACACGCCACGAUACACACGAGCCCGCAGAGAGCCGCUGGACAAGCAAGCUUUGGCUGAUGGGGGGCAUGAUCAGAAACAGGAACGGUGGAGAGAGGAGAAGGGGCAUGACGGUGCCAACAGGUCAAGAUGCAGUAGCUCGGGUGUUGGCCGGGUCUCCAUGCCCACUGAUGAUUCUGCCUCUUACAAACAUGGGGAAAGAAGAAACACUUUCAGUUCUCGAGAUGAGAGACUGGAUGCAGAGCAAGAGAGCAAAAGGGAGAACCUGGAGGACUCUUGGAGAACACCAGACAGGAAUUCCCGAUCAUCCCCACAAGAAGCUCCACCCACUGUGGAAAAGGGGCCAGCCCAACAGGCCAGAGGUGUUGCUGCAGUGCCUAGGUCCCCCCGGGCAGCACGCCGUGCCUCAUUGCCUUCCACACGUCAUGGAGUCUCCCCAGGAGACCUGUUCAUUGAGCAGCAGGCACAAAACAUCCUCAGCCGACAGGGAAUACGAGGGAGAGAGAGAUGGGCACGGGAAGACGGCUUAGGAAGGGCAUCUGAUUCAGGAUCAGAUGCCUCCUCGGUCCGACAUCUCCCUCAGUCUGGACCUACAAUCCACCUACAGACAUGGACUACAGAAUCCCUGGGUCAACAGCAGAGUUUGAAUAUAGAACCCCUCCAUUAUUUUCGAGCACACAGCGCAGAACCACCACAAUGCCUACGCAUACGGAGUACAGAAUCAACUCGCCAUCAUUUACUCUCGGGUGAACCUCCGUGUGAACCAAAUGUCGAACAUCGGAGGCUUCAGGGGCAUCCGACCACUAUGAGUUGCCAGCCAGACUAUACGCAACUUUCACUCUAUUGCAAGGACCUUCAACAGCCAACUCGAACAUGUAGAAUUCCCCCACAGACUCAUUGUAGAGAUGGAGACUUUGAACAAUUAAUUCCUGAAACUAGAAAUGCCCCACAACCUGAAUUGAAAUGUAUACACCCCAGUCAACCAAUACUUGUGGGCAACACUUCUCACCACCAACCUCUGCUAGAUAAGGUUGGACAUGUGCCUCCAUCAUUCGGACAUACUCCUCAAAUUAUUUCUGGGUACAGUUAUGGUCAGCCUCUACCUCCUGUUCCCACUGAAGAUCUGCAUCCUGCCUAUGGCCAUACUCCACACCAUGGUCCUUCCUACUGGCCUAGCCAGCCAUCUGUUCCAUUUAAUGGGAAUAUUGCAUGUUCUUCACCCAGGCCUUCUAAAUCACCUGGGCCUUCAGACCCUCAGGGCCAUGCAGACAUACCUAGGUUGACACCAAUUGGUAGGGAAGGUGUAGAAACCAGGCGAAGGGCCAGUGCUGAUCAUCUUCCGCUUUUUCAAAGGGAGGGUAGAUCAGCUUCUAGGACUGAUCCACCAUUAGAAUGCUUACUGAGGAGCAGAAAAGCUGUGUUGCCUUCUGAAAUCCGCCGCCAGGAGAGAAAUGUAGAUGAUGCCAUGCAGAGACGCACUGAGGAUGUUUUGGAGCGUAGGAGAAGCAGAAGAAUCAGCCAGUCAGAAGAGAUUGAGCGAGGAGGUGGAGUGAGUUUUAGCCAAUUAGAUGAGGCCGCAGAUAAAGGCAGAAGCAGGGUUGGCAACUUGGAGAUGAGAGAAGGGCAUGAUGAAAGGAGAGUCAGCCCAUUAGGGGAGGAAGGAAGUAAAGGAGAAAACAGGACCAGCCACAUGCAGAACAGAGCAGGCCAAGGUGAUGGGAAAAUUAGUGAGUAUCCAGAAAGAGCAGGACCUGGAAGCAGAAAGAGAAUGCAGGAAGUAAGUGGUGGAUGUGAAAAAAGAGAAGGGAAAGGGAAGUGGGAUGAUUGUCAAAUAAGCAAGUUAGGGCACGUUCAGAAUCAUGGCGAAGGACAGUUUGGUGGGGUUAUAGGGAGGUCAGAGGAGGAGUUACAGAACUUGAAACACGUUGAAGAUCCAUCAAGGCUGGUUGAAAACUGGGUCAGUAAAUUGGAUGAACCACAAGACCUUGAAAAGAGGCAUACUCAAUUUGAGAUAAAAGAUGGACAAAGUAGAGACAGAAUUGCAUCGUUUGAUAAGGUGGAGUGGAAUGAAAACAGAAACUUAAAGGUUAAUGUAGAAAAUGGUGAAGGUCAAAAGAUAAUCCAGAAAGAGACGUUAGAUUUGCAAUGUAGAGAAAGGAGGAUCAGCCAGCCAGAGGAAAGUGAGGCACAUCUCAGACGCAGAAGGCGUUGCCAAUCUGAAGAUGAUUGGAAAGGACGUAGGGUUCGUAGGAUCAGUCAGUCAGGUAACUGGGAUGGCCAAUCAGGGGGUCAAAUGGAGGGAGAUGGGCGAAAGAUAAAUCGGGACAUGCCAGAAGCUAUGGAUAUCGCACCCACACAACAGGAGGGCAGUGACCCAUCUUUGCACCACAGACUGAAUGAAGUAGGCGGUUAUUUACAGAGUGGUUCCUCCCUUCCUCAGUCCCGCCACAGAAGAAGCAGGGAUGACCUCAAGCCAAAAAUCCGGACUCGCUCUAUGUCGGAUAUUGGAGUGGCUCAGCGGUCCUCAGCAAUUCGUUGUCUUGAGCGUGCUGCAAGUCGAGAAUCCAUGAUGACAACAGGGGUGGGGCAGAAUCUCAGGGACCCAGGAACCGCCAAUAGUGAAGUUGGGACAUUGGAUACAAGAGUUUCUGUGGCAAAGCUCAGGCAUUCUUAUCUGGAGAAUGCCUCAGGACGCAGGCCUGAAUUAAGUGAGUCUAAGAUGGACACAACUGUUGUGGAGACUGAUCCAUCAGAGAUUAUUGACCAAGAAAAGGGGCAACAUCGACCGAGACGGUACAUCACCCCUGGUGAUGAUCGCAAGGCCUCUGAAAGGUUCAGAACCCAGCCAGUCACAUCAGCUGAAAGGCUACAGUCUGAUAGGUCUCUGGGGCUCCAAAAGGCAGAAGUGGAUGAAGAGAAGUUGGAUGAGCGAGCAAAGAUGAGUGUAGCUGCCAAGAGGUCCCUCUUCAGGGAGCUUGAAAAAACCGCAGAAAGUUGCGUUCCCAAACCUCGAUCCCGUAACGCAGCAGUGGAGCGGAGACUCAGGCGAACACAGGACCGCUCGAGAACCCAGCCUGUUACCACAGAGGAAGUGGUCAUCGCUGCAACUUCUCCUGCUCCCUCCACCCAAAUCACGACUGUUCAAACCACAGCCCCCAGGUUGCCCAGUCCCACAGUAGUCAGCACCACAGUGACUAACUUCAGCAUGCAGACUCCCUCAGCCCCCAAUUCUGCGCCACAGGAGAAGGCGGCGGCAGUGCCAUCAGGAGAAGUGGGGACUGGAGAAGGGGCGGCGACCGAGGAGCCCGACCUGUCAACGCUGAGCCUGGCAGAGAAAAUGGCUCUGUUUAACCGCCUGUCCCAUCUUCCUUCCCAAAAAGCAGAGGGUGCAUGUGCAGAUUUGCGGCCACGCAGGCAAAAUGCCCGGUUCCAAACCCAGCCCAUCACCCAGGGGGAAGUAAAACGGGAUCUAAUGCAGGCUGUAGCUCCAUCAGGUCACGCACAUCCUAGUCCCAUGCCUGAGGGGUUUGUAGUACCACCCCAUAGCAAUCAACUGCAGAACGGAGGUCUGAAGUUGGAGCCCCUUUCUGCAUCGUUGGUCCGUUCUGUUGCUGCGGUCACUUCCCAGGCUUCUGUUGCCAUGGUGACGAGCCUAUCCAUGGUGAUCCCUGCAGAUGUUCACACGGAGACACGCCCAGCCAUCUCUUGCACUCCUACUCCAGCAGCACAGCCCGAUCUGCUUUUGUCCAAUCAGUCGCCACGCGAUAAGCCUCCGGCUUAUGAGAGGGGUGUUCGAUGUUUCAGCCUGAUGGAGAGUGGGGAAACCUGCCCCCCUGAGAUAUGCUCUCUGCCCCCGUCAGAGGGGCCGAUCCAACCAGCGCAAGGGAAGGGCUUGGCUGCUAGAGUAUCAGCCAAUGAGCAGAAACGGGAGGAGGAUCAUGGGUGUUCGCUUGGUUUGGCAGAAAGAGGAGAACCCAAGCCCCCUCAUGUGAUUAAUCAGCGCACGCAUACACACACUGUUACACACACACUGUCACGCACUCAUGGAGAGAGGGAGGUGGGGCUGACCAACCAGAAGGAGAGGGAGCGUGAUACAGUGAGGCAGGAAGACUUGGAGAGAGGGAAAGACAAGCUCCUCAUCUCACAAGGUUACCUCUCGCCAGACGCUGUUCAGACAGAGCACAGCAAAGUUGUUGCCUCAGAUGUUCCUGAGACUGGUCCCUCAGUGUGUAGCGUGAGCACUGCAGGCGUUUCCUUCCAAAGCUCUUCACGCACUACGACUGCUGCUUCGCACACACUUGCAUACCUGCAGCACAGUCCUCCUUGCACUCUGCCUAAACCCCAGCUGAAGAAAAUUCACCCACACUUCCAAAGCUCUUCUCACAGUUCCCCUCAAACCUCACCUCAGACCCAUCCCAAACCCCAGCCAUACCUCCAGUCUCCUCCACCAGCAGAAGCACAAAUCAACCCAGAAUCCCCUGGGCAGAUACAAACCAAAGUGUCCCCUCAGACAAUCAACCCCACUCAAUCUCAUUCCUACACCCCUCCACAGACUAAAAUCCCACCUCAGACGCAACCUAAGCCCCGGUACAUCAUACCAAAUCAAGCCCAGCCUUCUCCUGUGGCCCAAGAAGAGUCCGAGACAAUGACGUCAAUGUCAAUCAAGGAGAGGUUAGCCUUGUUGAAAAAGAGUGGGGAGGAGGAUUGGAAGAACAGGAUGAACAAGAAGCAGGAAGUUGUGCAGGAAGUGGCAUCAAUGAGCAGCCAAAUAUGGGAGGAUCAAGGCUUCAAGAAGAAGGAAGAAAGGGCUGUUAUUGAGGAGUUUGCCUCAUCUGAGCAGGUUUGGGAGCCUGUUUUUGCUUCCACCUAUUCCCCUCCUCCUUUUCAUUCCACCCAAAAAUGUCAACCUGUAGACCAUGGAUGCCAGAGGCUGGGAGAAAGAGCUGAGGGCCAGAUGUCCAUUGAGGAGCGGAAGCAGAUGAUCUCUACACGGGAGGAGGCAUGGCAAAGCACUGGAAAGGGUGUGGCAAACGACUCUGGCCAGUAUACCGUGGCUGCUCGGAUGGUGAAGAAAGGACUGGCUGCUUCCUCUGCAGUGAUCAGUCCCAUUCUGUCGCCAGUCUCUGCAAAGCUAAAGAAUGGUGUGCCAGCCAUCUCCAAACCACAGGAGGAGAUUGAGGUCACGGCAGAUAUGGAAUCGGACAAGAAACUGGAUAAGCUGGAAACGUUUUUGGGACGUUUGAACAACAAAGUGACUAGUUUGCAGGAGACGACUCUUACAGUGACUGAAAAGGCUGUGAAAGAAGUAAUGAGACUGGACGAUGAAAUCUUUUCCAAGUUCUACCGGUGUGUGGCGGACAUCCCACGCAGCAUGCCGAGAGUGCCGAUCGAUGACGACUUUGAUGCCAUAUUUGGCAAACAUACACCAAUGCUGGCAUCAGCAAUGGUGCACCACAAGAGGACGAUACGUCCUUCACGUAACGUUCAGGCAUCCCGUAACCCAUUGAAGAUUCUGGCAGCGCGAGAGGACAUCAGACAUGAGUACACUGAACAGAGACUCAACAUUGGUGUUCUGGAAAGCAAGAGGCUCAAGCAGGACAAAAUGACUAAGAGCUCCAGCAUUUCAGAUGUUGCUCUGGCUGGUUUGGCUAGCAAGGAGAACUACAGCAGUGUGAGUUUACGCAGCAUCAGCAUGUCUGAGCAGGUGACCAACAACAGUGCUGCUCCCUACAAAAAUCUCAUGCUCAUGCAUGUCAAAGGUCGCCGACAUGUCCAGACGAGACUAGUGGAGCCCAGGGUCUCUUCUUUGAACAGUGGUGAUUGUUUUCUGUUGGUUACGCCUGAGCACUGCUUCGUUUGGAUAGGAGAAUUUGCAAACGUCAUAGAAAGAGCGAAGGCAUCAGAGCUGGCCACUUUCAUCCAGUUGAACCAUGACCUUGGUUGCCGGGCAACGCAAGUGGAGACCAUUGAGGAGGGAGUGAACUUUGAAAGCCCUGCUGCAGCUGAGUUUUGGAAAAUUCUAGGCGGCCCAGCCAGCUACCAGCCGGCUGGUACCCCAGAAGAGGACGAGUUUUUUGAGAACGCAAUUGUAGAGACUAAUUGCAUCUUUCGUCUGGUGGAUGAUAAACUGCUUCCUGAUGAUGAUUUCUGGGGCAAAAUUCCUCGUUGUUCACUCCUGGGCUCCAAAGAGGUGCUGGUGUUUGAUUAUGGCAGUGAGGUGUAUGUGUGGCAUGGUAAAGAAGUCACUCUGGCACAGAGAAAAGUGGCCUUCCAGCUGGCCAAGCACCUCUGGAAUGGUACUUUUGACUACACUAACUGUGACAUCAACCCGCUGGACCCAGGAGGCUGCAAUUCACUCAUACCCAGAAAAGGCCAAGGCCGUCCAGACUGGGCGAUAUUUGGGAGGCUGACUGAACACAACGAGACAUCUUUGUUCAGAGAGAAGUUUCUGGACUGGAGAGAAAUGGUUGACUCGCUACCAAAGAGCAGCAGUGAACAUUCCUUUGAGCAGAAGCCCUCUCAGGGUACAUCGUCACGCUUGGAGUGUGUUGCAUAUGAUGUGGGGCUGAUGCUCCCGGUGCUGCAGUCACCCAUCAGCAUGGUUCUGGAAGGGCAGGACGUUGGUCGCGGUCAUGGCCCUGUGGAUAACGGAUGUUCUGAGGAUCGCCUGCGCUCUCUGGAGAUCAGCACGCUCAGUGUGGAUGUCUGGCACAUCCUGGAAUUCGACUACAGCCGCCUGCCCAAGCAAAGCAUUGGCCAGUUUCAUGAAGGAGAUGCCUAUGUAGUGAAAUGGAAGUACAUGGUGAGCGCAGCAGUGGGCAGCAGGCAGAAGCCGGAGCAGGUUCGCAGUGCUGGUCCAGGGCGAGAGAAGUGCUGCUAUUUCUUCUGGCAAGGCAGGAACUCGACAGUCAGUGAAAAAGGAACCUCUGCAUUGAUGACCAUUGAGCUGGAUGAGGAGAGAGGAGCACAGGUGCAGGUACAACAGGGCAAAGAGCUGCCAUGCUUUCUGCAGUGCUUCAAUGGCGGCAUGAUUGUGCAUUGUGGGAAGAGGGAAGAGGAGGAAGAGAACGUUCAGAAUGAAUGGCGUUUGUAUUGCGUUCGUGGUGAGGUGCCGGUAGAGGGCCAUCUGCUGGAGGUAGCAUGUCACUGCAGUAGUCUGCGCUCUCGGACCUCCAUGAUUCUGCUCAACAUUAACAAAGCCCUCAUCUACCUGUGGCAUGGCUGUAAGACACAAACGCACACCCGUGAGGUGGCAAGCACAGCUGCUGAGAAGAUUAAAGAACAGCGACCAUUGGAGGCAGGCCUGCACAGCAGUUGCAAUGUGAGCAUCCAUGAGUGUGAAGAAGGGGUGGAGCCCGUGGAGUUCUGGGAGGCGUUGGGCAGGAAGGAUCGUAAGGCUUAUGACUGCAUGCUUCAAGAUCCAGGAAAGUUUAACUUCACCCCACGCCUCUUCCAGCUAAGUAGUUCGUCAGGUGAGUUUGUGGCUCAGGAAUUCUUCUACCCAUCCAGAAUUCCAGACCUGGUCAGCGCGUUACCCUUCCUGCAGGAAGACCUGUACACUGCACCACAGCCUGCGCUGUUCCUGGUGGAUAACUAUCAUGAGGUGUACCUGUGGCAGGGCUGGUGGCCACAGGACACAGAAACACCUGGCUCAGCCCGAAUCCGCUGGGAUGCUGACCGGAAAAGUGCCAUGGAGACCGUGCUCCGUUACUGCCGAGAAAAGAAUGAGCAGAAUCCUCAAAAGUCAUAUUUGAUCCAUGCUGGACUGGAGCCUCUUACUUUUACUAACAUGUUCCCCAGCUGGGAGCAUCGUGAGGAUAUCGCAGAGGUUGUGGAACAGGAGGCAGAGAUGUGUAACCAGAUCAUUCCGGUCGAGGAUGUUCUGGCUCGUCUUUGCCAAAGCACUUAUCCCCUUGCAGCACUGCAAAAUCGACCGCUUCCACACGGUGUUGACCCCCUACGCCUUGAAAUCUACCUAUCGGAUGAAGACUUUGAGAAAGCCCUGGAGAUGAAGAGAGAGGAAUAUGAAGCCUUGCCAGGGUGGAAGCAAGUUAACCUAAAAAAAGCCAAAGGACUCUUUUAGUUGCCUCUCAUUAAUGUUGACCAUGGUCUGUUUCUGUCACAGUUAUGGUUCUGUGUGCACUUGAGUAAUGUGAUCACCGUCAUGAAAAUGAUGCCUCCGGGAAUCAGUCACUGACAACAGGGUGAUGUGGGUCAUGUCAAAUGUCACCUUAGGUUUAACAGUAUUUACCUGCUAUGGUGUCUGUCUCUCAUGUUGACUUGUUUUUUGUCUAUGCACUUUCAACAGGCACCACUAUCUGUAAUAUCACAUUUAUAUGAACCGUGCUGUGCAGUAUGUUUCUAUACCAUCUUUGACAACAGCUGUUCUGUUUUCCUCUUAUUAAAGUAAAAGUAGUCAAGUCUGGCUUCACCAUCUUCCAAACUUUUCUUGGGAAAGUGCUGUAUGCUUGAAGAAAAUGUAGCUUAAUUUGUAGCAAGGGGAGUGUACCCUCGAAUUUAAGUUGCUGUUGUAUUUUCCAUCUCAAGUGGAGUUUACAAAUGUGUAAGUUACUUUUACUGUGUGAAUGAACUUUGUCAGGUGAUCUCUCGCAUUAAAGGUCCUUGAGUCAUUAUGCUUGUUAUAACACUAUGGAAGAUGUGGGGAGAAUCAAGUCGAAUUAUUCAAACACUGUAAAUGUACAGCAUAGUGCCUUGCUUUUGUGUACAGUUUAUAUAUAGAAUGGACUUGAAUCUGUAUUUCAAAGACUAACUUUGUGAUAAAGGCAAUGGUAAUAAAGAAUACACUUCA
This is a messenger RNA of Neoarius graeffei (lesser salmon catfish), 9725 nucleotides long. It is a transcript of the gene svilb, whose product is annotated as supervillin b. The coding region runs from base 261 to 8999 and encodes 2912 amino acids. Gene Ontology annotation, cellular component: cytoplasm; actin cytoskeleton. Lineage: Eukaryota; Metazoa; Chordata; Actinopteri; Siluriformes; Ariidae. Gene Ontology annotation, biological process: cytoskeleton organization; barbed-end actin filament capping; actin polymerization or depolymerization. The record is from RefSeq and is a predicted model, not a curated record. The transcript has 40 exons. Gene Ontology annotation, molecular function: actin filament binding; phosphatidylinositol-4,5-bisphosphate binding.